Molecule: messenger RNA, 1371 nt
Organism: Colletotrichum godetiae
Lineage: Eukaryota; Fungi; Ascomycota; Sordariomycetes; Glomerellales; Glomerellaceae
Exons: 1
Coding region: 168-1112 (314 amino acids)
Source: RefSeq, a predicted model, not a curated record
ACGUUAUGCUGUUUGCCUUGGAUCCAUAGAGGGUUUACCGCCAUGUGUUGCUCUCAAGAAUGAUGUAGGUGGUCCGGUACGCUUACAGGAAGGACAUCUUCCCAGCUGUGAAAUCCCGCAAACCUCCUGGCAGUGGACGUGUCAGCUCACUCACGCUCUUGUCCUUCAUGGCUACUCCAAUCCAACAGGCUGGGCUAUUGUCCUUUCUGCCUGUUGAACUUCUUCUUGACAUUUGUUCCCGACCAGAUCUUUCCAUCAACGACCUGAAAUGCCUUCGACUAGCCAAUCGAGCCCUUUGCGGCAUCUCGACUUCCCUAAUAUUCCAUCGUGUCUACAUUUCGAACUUGCGAAGGGACCUCGAGGCCUUCAGAAAUAUCAUGUCUACGCCUCACAUCGCUUCUGUUGUCAGAAAGGUUGUCUUCCUCGAAGUUCCUGAUUUCAUCACCUACGAACAUGAGAUUCGAUACGGCAGGACAGGCCUGGACGAAACGCUCUACCGGUCCACUCUAUGCCAUAAAAUCGCCGACAAUUUCUGCAAGCCUAACAAGCCAUACUUCGCGUCGGAUUAUCCUGACCAACACACCAGACUCCUUGUAGAUGCAAUAUCAGUAUACCGUCCUCUUUUAGGGUCGAUGUCAAAACUCACCACGCUAGUCUCAGAGCCAAUCAGCAUCACUCGAUUGCUAGCCUUCGGAGCUUAUAUCAGAAACCCAUCCGAGGCAGACCAACAUGACUGUGAAGUUCUCCUCAAGGACGCGACAGUGAAACAUUCCGCAUGGCCUAUUGUCGGGUUUCGGGACGUCUUCCCUUCCCUUCUUUCCGGACCAGGGCUGGAGGUUUCGAGCCUGGUUUGUCGAAAGAUAGGAAUGACCCUGUUCGAGGAAGGUGAGGGCGUCGAAGCUCUCAUCGCCAGCUUCGGUCACAGAGGCGAUAUGGGUGCGAGCAAAUUUGCGAGGCUCACAUCUAUCGAUCUGGAGUUCCUCUGGAAGCUACCUAUCGACCUUCCCGAAUGCCUUGCUGUCGCCACUGGGCUAAGCAGGUUGAUUCUACGGGUGCGUAAGGAGGAAGAGUCUACGGCUUACGCAAUCGAUCGAACCAAGCUAAGAAAAUGAGAACUGGCAAUCGAUCGCCUAAUUUCUUACCGGCGCUGACCCUUUCACUCGCGCGAAACAAGAGUGCAAUCUCCAGAAGGAGAGGGUGAUUCCAAUCCGACACGGCCUCUACACUCAAUCCCCCGAAUGGUCCAUAUCUGGAGUCGAGGGCACAGAAACGCCAGCGUGAGUCGAGAAGUUCGUGGCAUCUCUACUGACGCUGACCCGCCUAAGCACAACCGGAUGAUCACGAGCAGCCUUCUCGAAGCAGACUGCCAAG